Molecule: messenger RNA, 1302 nt
Organism: Odobenus rosmarus divergens (Pacific walrus)
Lineage: Eukaryota; Metazoa; Chordata; Mammalia; Carnivora; Odobenidae
Gene: PRMT2
Product: protein arginine methyltransferase 2
Exons: 10
Coding region: 1-1302 (433 amino acids)
Biological process (GO): peptidyl-arginine methylation
Cellular component (GO): nucleus
Molecular function (GO): protein-arginine N-methyltransferase activity; protein binding
Source: RefSeq, a predicted model, not a curated record
AUGGCAACAUCAGGUGACUGCCCCCGAGGUGAACUGCAGGGAGAAGAUCAUGUGGAGUGUGGUGACCAGGAGCAUCUCCAGGAGGGUGUGCACCCGGAAGAGUUUGUGGCCAUUGCAGACUAUUCUGCCACUGACCAGACGCAGCUCAGCUUUUUGAGAGGAGAAAAAAUUCUCAUCCUGAGACAGACAACUGCUGAUUGGUGGUGGGGCGAGCGAGCAGGCUGCUGUGGGUACAUACCUGCGAACCACCUUGGGAAGCACCUGGAGGAGUGUGACCCUGAAGACACAUGGCAGGAUGAAGAGUACUUCGGCAGCUACGGAACCCUGAAACUUCACUUGGAAAUGUUGGCAGACCAGCCACGAACCACUAAAUACCACAACGUUAUCCUGCAGAAUAAAGAAUCCCUGAAAGAUAAAGUGAUUCUGGACGUUGGCUGUGGAACUGGGAUUAUCAGCCUCUUUUGUGCACAUUAUGCACAGCCCAAAGCCGUGUAUGCGGUGGAGGCCAGCGAGAUGGCCCAGCACACGGGGCAGCUGGUCAUGCAGAAUGGCUUUGCCGACAUCAUCACCGUGUUCCAGCAGAAGGUGGAGGAUGUGGUGCUGCCGGAGAAGGUAGACGUGCUGGUAUCCGAGUGGAUGGGGACCUGCCUGCUGUUUGAGUUCAUGAUUGAGUCGAUCCUGUACGCCCGGGAUGUGUGGCUGAAGGAGGAUGGGGUCAUCUGGCCGACCACGGCCGCGCUGCACCUGGUGCCCUGCAGCGCAGACAGAGACUACCGCAGCAAGGUGCUCUUCUGGGACAACGCCUACGAGUUCAACCUCAGCGCCCUCAAAUCUUUAGCAAUUAAGGAGUUUUUUUCGAAGCCCAAGUAUAACCACAUUUUGAAACCAGAAGACUGUCUCUCUGAACCAUGCACCAUAUUACAGCUGGACAUGAGAACCGUGCAGAUUGCUGACCUAGAGACAAUGAAAGGUGAGCUGCACUUUGAGAUCAGGAAAGCCGGCACUCUGCAUGGAUUCACAGCCUGGUUCAGUGUCCGGUUUCAGAGCCUGGAGGAGGAUGAGCCCCAGCUGGUGCUGAGCACGGGCCCAUUGCACCCCACCACCCACUGGAAGCAGGUGCUGUUCAUGAUGGACGAGCCUGUCUCCGUCCUCACGGGAGAUGUGGUCACAGGCUCGGUUGUGUUGCAGAGAAACCCCGUGUGGAGGAGGCACAUGUCUGUGGCGCUGAGCUGGUCCGUCACUUCCACACAAGACCCCACAUCGCAGAAAGGUGGAGAAAAAGUCUUUCCCAUCUGGAGAUGA